GCCUAGCAACCCAGACCCAAACAACGAGGCAGAGGAGCCUCCAGAAUCCCUGUCGGACAACGAAUCGUACAGCAGCACCGUGGUUGCCUCCAAAGAGGUGGCUGCGGCUUUUGCCUCCGCCAAGGCCCGGCUCGCCAGGCUUAAGCCGGUAAAGGAGGCUGGAACCAGCGAUGACUGA
Symbiodinium pilosum is the source of this 178-nucleotide messenger RNA. Lineage: Eukaryota; Dinophyceae; Suessiales; Symbiodiniaceae. The record is from the annotation of a GenBank genome assembly.